Funneliformis caledonium is the source of this 1074-nucleotide messenger RNA. NCBI's taxonomy places the organism in Eukaryota, Fungi, Glomeromycota, Glomeromycetes, Glomerales, Glomeraceae. The record is from the annotation of a GenBank genome assembly.
AUGACAAAAAAUUUUAAACCUUCAGGACAACCGUAUCAAUAUCCAUCACGGGUAGUUAAAAGUGAAGAUAAUGAUAUGAGAGUGCCACCAACAGUAACUUCAGCUGUGCAAGGCCAGGCCGGAGCUACGCACGGAGGAACAAGAGGGAAACAUGGACAUAAUGGAAAAGAUGAAACUUCGAAUGAUAAUAACAUAAACGAAUUGUUUGUUUCUACCAGAGAGGCUCUUAUGACCGUUCUCCCGCAAGCCUCCGACGAAAACAUUAGAAAGUACGAGAGACAACUUGAUGACGUAGAAGAUUUUGAUCCAGUUCUAAUCAUUUCUCCAAACCAAAAUUGGAUUAACCAACACUCAUUGCAAGCUUAUCAAGCGGUAAUGAAUGCAUUUGCGACCGAUAGACUCCGACAAAAUAAUCGCAGAGAUGAAAAUUCGCUUACUGUGUUCCACUUCGCAAAUGUGACUGAAAUGUACAAUGUACGUGGAAACAUUCGCACACGAUAUCCCAUUGCAUUCUACGACCCAAAAGCUCAACCUCAACAGGAACCGAUUGGUAUCGCUUGGAUACUUACUAAGCAUCUCAUUAAAGGUGGAAACAAAGGAUGGGAAGUUAUUAUCUAUCCAACUCACUCGGACUCGAUAUAUUACGUGGCCAUAAAGUAUGUGAAAAUUCUAUGUGUUAUGAAAAAUGAGUUAAAGAAGUUACAUUCUACUGCUUUAUUUCUCAAGAUCAAGAUAUUUCUCAAUGAUCUGCUAAUUAUGGGCGAUAAUAAAGAUGCUGAAAUGCGUCUUCAUAGGGACCAAACGGCGAUUUUUUACUUUUCAAAAGUAUAUUUUGACGAAAAAGAAAUCGAAAAUAACCUUAAUUUUCCCACUGCGUCUGGUCUUUCCGUUUCUAAGAUUUUUGAAUUAUCAUUAUCUCAAAAGACAGAUUUAUGUUCAUCUCACGAUUUAGCACCUCUUGUUCAAGAAAUAUUUGGUAUACGGAAGGGGUUUCAAAAGGAAAAAGGUUUUACUAAAGUUUUUAAGAAUUUUGAGAAGGACUGGAGGAAAAAAAAUAUAAGAACGAUCAGGUAG